This is a messenger RNA of Fulvia fulva, 1038 nucleotides long. RefSeq lists its product as uncharacterized. The record is from RefSeq and is a predicted model, not a curated record. The transcript is spliced from 2 exons. Lineage: Eukaryota; Fungi; Ascomycota; Dothideomycetes; Mycosphaerellales; Mycosphaerellaceae. Bases 1 to 1038 code for a protein of 345 amino acids.
AUGCGUUCCGCCCUUCUAAUCCCAGCACUGGUCGCAUCAGCUGCCGCUGGGCCCGUAGCUCCAGCUGCUGAUAUCAACAAUAAACCAGCGAACCAAUUCUGCAAUGUUGUGAAGGGAUAUGUCAGCGCGGUCAAGCAACAAAGCGCAGCAACAGCAUACUGCGCUUCGGUUCUCUCAAUACCUCUCGCCACAUCGACGAGCACCAUACUCGUUACAAGCACAACCGUCUCCGUGGCUACAUCCUACACCUCGACCUCAACUACCACAACCACUUCUCAACUUAAUUGCGCCACACCGGCGGUACCAGACCCGUUCACGAAACGAGACGCUAAACCAUCUCCUGCACCCGAUCUCCAUAUCAAUGUGGGCGAGGCAAAGGUCAUGGAGAAGCGGGCAAAGGCUCCAGUAAAGAAGUCAUCUUGCUUUGGAGCAUACAGCACGAACCAACUCAUCACCUCAGCUUGCAAAUGUCUCAGCAUCGCCGCAUCAACCACCACCAUCACAACGACUUCGACAUCGAUCUCAACCUCCGCAACAACGACCCACAUGGCCGCCACAGCAACAGUCUCAGCAACUAGCAACUUCAAAAUCAAAAUUUCGGGCUCCCAGUUCGACGGUCGCUACAUGCAGUCUUCUCUCUCGACCACCAACGGCGCUCUCAUCGCCCGCACUUCCCUCGGCGGCUACGUGGACAACCUUGAUCCAGGUACUUACUACGCCACACAUCGAUCGACCGCCGAGCGACCGUCCGACUAUGUCAACUUUGUGGCAUCCAAGUUCAUUCCUAUGGACGAUGCGCAGAGGCUGAACUGCAAGAUUACCAACAAUGCUGUCGACGGGACGUGCGGCUUCACGUGCAGUGUGGCUUCGACACCGCCGUCUACGGUUAAUAAUGCGUGCCCAAGGUUAAAUCGGCAGCAGCCGUGGUUUCUGGGUGUAGCUGUUGAGACUAGUUGUGGUAAUAGUGAUAUCUCGACGUCGCCGACUGGGUUGCCGUUUGAGAUGUUUGCUGUGACAAAUGGGCAGGCCAAGGUCUGA